Messenger RNA from Sorex araneus (European shrew), 1367 nucleotides. RefSeq names its product SFT2 domain containing 1 (gene SFT2D1). The transcript is spliced from 4 exons. Gene Ontology annotation, cellular component: membrane. NCBI's taxonomy places the organism in Eukaryota, Metazoa, Chordata, Mammalia, Eulipotyphla, Soricidae. Gene Ontology annotation, biological process: vesicle-mediated transport. Bases 73 to 1182 code for a protein of 369 amino acids. The record is from RefSeq and is a predicted model, not a curated record.
CCGGGAUUCCGGCCGCCGGGGUUUCGGUUCCGGCUUCCCUGGCGCGCGGAGGACGGCGGCCCGGGAGCGGCCAUGGACAAGCUGCGGCGGGUCCUGAGCGGCCAGGACGACGAGGAGCAGGGGCUGACGGCGCAGAGCCUGGACACCGCGUCCCUCAGCUUCAGCACCAGGCUCAAGUGGUUCGCCAUCUGCUUCGUCAGCGGCAUCUUCUUCUCCAUCCUCGGAACUGGCCUGCUGUGGCUGCCCAAGGGCAUGCGUCUCUUUGCAGUGUUCUACACCUUUGGGAACAUCGCGGCGCUGGCCAGCACCUGCUUCCUGAUGGGGCCCAUGAAGCAGCUGAAGAAGAUGUUUGACACCACGCGGCUGCUGGCGACUGUCCUCAUGCUCGUGAGCAGCAGGGCGCGGGCGGGACGGGCGCCCCCCACGCCGGCCAGGUCUCCGGCCACGUCUGUCCACUCCCACCCAGCCGGGAGGGCUGGGUUGUCUCCGCCUCUCAGGGGAAAGACCUUGCCCUGUCAGCCCGUGCCAGACUCGCUUGGACCCGAGGGGCAGUUUGCCCAGCCCGUGCCCAGCGAUGCCCGCCUGUGUGUGCCUCACACCCCUGCCCCCAGUCUCCCUGCCGCACCCGCUGCGUCUGCGGUGACGGGCAGCGGCCUGCUCGCACUGGACGGGACCUUGGGGCCCUGCGGAGACACGAGGCAGCCUGGUCCCUGCCCACCCUGUCGCUCUCCAAGUUCUCAGCAAGCUGCUCAUCAGUCCCUGCGGCCGGCGGGCCCCGGGGCCGGCACUCCCGUGCCAGCAGAGAUGGUGCCGUCCCCAGCCCGGUGGCCGGUCCUCCCCUGUACUUCCCUUUUUUGUUUUUGUUUUGUGGAACUGCACGCUGAAGUGCUCAGGGUCACUCCUGGCGAUGCCUGGGGCCCAUAUGGGGUGUCGGGAUGGGGUGUCGGGAUGGCGCCUGGGUCGGCCACGUGCUGCACUCCAUCCCCAUGCGCCAGGCACAGGGCUGCGCUCCCGUUGCCCGACUUAGCUGGCGUGGGGGCUUCUCAGCGUCUCCUUGGAUCGUGGCGGGAAGAAGCAGUGCCAUUCCUGAGCCCGCCUGCGUGGGGCCCCUCGCACAGGGUGGGGGUCCAGCCCAGACCAGGCAGGGGUCUCCCGCGUCCCUCGGGACAGCUCUGCCGGUAACGGCCGGGGGACAGCUGGUGCCUGCUCUCACACUCUCUCUUCCCCCAGCUGUGCCUGGUGCUGACCCUCUGUGCCGCGCUCUGGGUGAGUCCCGCAUCCUCGGGGCAGGGCUGUGGGCACAGACGCCUGACCCCCGAGCACGCUGCGGGCCCCUCACUCACACCCCGCUCUUGGGACAUGGCCAG